UGUACUCGGAUUUCAAAGACCUGAUCGGGCAGAUCCUCAUGGAAGUCCUGAUGAUGUCGACCCAGUCGAGGGAAGAGAACCCCUUCGCCAGUCUGACGGCGACGUCCCAGCCCAUCGCCGCCGCCGCCCGCUCUCCUGAUAGAAACCUGGUCCUGAACGCCGGCUCCAAUCCGGGGACGAGCCCCACGCUCUGCAACGUGGGGUCGUUUGGUUCCAGCUCCUUAUCGAGUCUCUACGGAACUAGCCCAGCUCCCGCACUCACCUCUUUGGCCGGCUCCUUCCUUGCCUCUUCUGCCAGCCUGGCUGCCCCUACGACCGCGCCUUCCCUUUCAGCCAGCCCUCAUGUCCCACAGGCAGGCCCACUCGGAGCCCCGCCUUCCUCCCCAAGGUACCGCCCAUACACUGUGGCCCACCCAUGGGCCUUCCCGGCUCCUCUCGCCUCACCCUCGGUGGCCGCCUCCGUUUUCUCUCGCUCUCCAACUCCUCCAGUCACAAGCACCAGUCCUCCAGCUGCUCGGGCUGCUUCUUCGUCCAGGAUUAGGCCUAUAACAAUGGCCUUGCCUCUGUUUACUGCUUCACCUGGGCCACUCGGCAG
Gekko japonicus is the source of this 595-nucleotide messenger RNA. Its product is annotated as ubiquitin conjugation factor E4 B-like. The annotation marks the transcript as partial. The transcript is spliced from 2 exons. Lineage: Eukaryota; Metazoa; Chordata; Lepidosauria; Squamata; Gekkonidae. The record is from RefSeq and is a predicted model, not a curated record.